This is a messenger RNA of Salarias fasciatus (jewelled blenny), 1224 nucleotides long. Its product is annotated as alpha-N-acetylgalactosaminide alpha-2,6-sialyltransferase 1-like. Gene Ontology annotation, molecular function: alpha-N-acetylgalactosaminide alpha-2,6-sialyltransferase activity. Gene Ontology annotation, biological process: oligosaccharide biosynthetic process. NCBI's taxonomy places the organism in Eukaryota, Metazoa, Chordata, Actinopteri, Blenniiformes, Blenniidae. The record is from RefSeq and is a predicted model, not a curated record. The transcript has 9 exons. The coding region runs from base 1 to 1224 and encodes 407 amino acids.
AUGCUGGUCAUCCUGGGCCUACACAAGAAAAGAGAUAAAAUUGAGGAGGCGCCGUGGGGAAACAGACUGAACGUCACUGCUGCGUCCACCGACGCACAGAAACAGAAGACAAGUCCUCGUGAGCCGGGGGCGCGGGAGCAGCAGAGGAGCGCUCGUGCACGCGGAGAGGAGACCCCCAUGCCAGCCCUCAGCGUCAAGUCCUUCAAGAAGCUCCCGGUCUGGGACUUCGAGGACGUUUACAACCAGGAUGCUCCACCGCGGCCAACAACAUGUGCCCAGUCUCUGCGAAAUACCAACGACGAGUAUUUCCGGAAGGCUUUUCUUCCCAACAUCCGUUUGUACCUGCACAAAGACAACUUCAACAUGAGCGAGUGGAACCGGCUGUCGCAUUUCAACAAUCCUUUUGGUUUCAUGGGUUACAAAUACGAUGAUGUUAUAACCUCAUUCAAGCUGAUCCCUGAGCCGGUUGAGCCCCUACUCCGCCCAAAGCCAGGCGGGGACGGCUGCAUUCGCUGUGCAGUGGUGGGGACCUCAGGGAUCCUUAAUGGCUCCAAAAUGGGCGAAGAGAUUGAUGCACAUGAUUAUGUUUUCCGCAUGAACGGGGCAAUCACCCGGGGCUACGAGGAGGACGUGGGGAACAGGACGUCGGUGUACGUCCACACGGCCCACUCCAUCACCUCCUCUCUGUAUUUACUCAAGAAGUACGGAUACAAAGCCGCCCCGCACGACGAGGGUAUAAAGUAUGUGCUCAUUCCUGAGGGGAUGAGGGACUUCCAGUGGCUGGACGGUCUUCUUAAAGAUCAGAAAGUGUCGGCUGGCCCGUACCGCAACAGGGAGCCAAGAAAACACUAUUCAGGGCAGUACAACGAGAGCCGCUUCUAUGUUCUCCACCAGGACUUCCUCCGAUACGUCAGGAACAGGUUCCUAAAAUCGCCCAAUCUGAAUCGUACCUAUUGGGCAAUAGUGAGACCAACAAACGGGGCGUUCACCCUCUUCCUGGCGCUGCAUACCUGCGACACGGUGGAUGCGUACGGAUUCAUUACUGACGACCACAAAAAAUAUUCCAACUACUAUGUGGAGCAGCUGGUCAAAACCAAGGUCAUUUUCUACGCCAACCAUGACUACCACUUGGAGAGAAGUACAUGGAAACACCUUCACGAGAGCAAAAUAAUAAGACUGUAUCAGCGAGAUGAGCCGGACACAAAGGCAGACAAGCUGAAGUGA